GGGGAAGACGAGAGUGGUAUACAAUUGCAUAUCAUUACCUUAUUUUUUAAUUAAACAAUAUAUAUUAAAUAUUAAAUAUUUAUAUUAUAGUUCGAUUCAAUUAAUCAUGAUUAAUGAAAUUGUCAAAACUGAAACUGUGUCAUUAACCAAAAAAAAAAAAAAUCUAAAUUUCUGAAAUGAAACCAAACUAAAAUUGAUUUUUUGAUUUGGUUUUAAUUUGAUUUCCAUCAUGCCCUUAGGGUAUCACUGGGUUUCAUGUAAAAUUUUCCGCAAAUUUAGCGCGGGUUUCUUCUACUUGUUUCUUUUAAUUUCGUUUCUCCGCGCCGAAAAUAAGACAUCCCUCUCUCUCUUUGACACCGAACCAUGGGGAAGAAGCGUCGAGUUCCGGAAGCUCUGUGGAGGUUGUUCCGAAACCGCGCGCGCACACUGGCUGAGACUAUACUGUUGAUGAUUCCACCAUCUACAUCGGCGGAAUGCGAUUGCGCGGGCCGGCGAUGCCUGUGUUGCAGCGGCAGCGACGCCUUGUUUUUCCUUCUCAGACCAGACGACCCCUCUGACUAUCGCAAGCUCCUCACUCAAUGCUUUGUUGUUGUCUCUCUCAAUGCGCCUCCUCUUUCAUUGCCUCGCCGUCCUGAUAGUCUCUGGUCCCAACAUCAGAUUGUCGCAAGGACCAUUGAAUUGAUAAUGUGUGGGCAGUCUGUGUCUUCUAAUGUAAUAUGCAGUGGUUAUGACAAGUGUAACCGUUCAAGUCCCAUUUUGGAGCUUCUAACUUGUUCAGCAUGGGAUCUUCUCUUAAGACGGGUUGGGGAUGAUUUCAUGGCUUAUCUACUAAAGUAUAGCUCAAUAUUUUUGCCCCUUGGUCCUAAGAGCCACCACCAGGUGGCAGGUCCUCCUAUUAUAGAUUUAUGCCCCAGGUUCUCUAAAUGUAUAUCAGAGUCUAAACGACAAUAUCCUUCUCUUGUUGACUUUGGACCCUGGAAGAAGAGGAAGAAACAUGAUGGGAUAGUGACAGAGAAGCAGCCAAUCAGCAGCUCUUAUGGAAUUGAUGGUCCUAGAAAUUCAGAUAUGUGCUUUGGGUUCGACAGUAGGAGUCAUUCGCUGGAGGUUAGCGGGCAUUGUAGAAAUUCAGCUAAGCCUACCACUGAAACUGGUACUACUAAUAAUGAAGGGGUUUCAAAUGGAGAACUUGUACAAUGUUCAAAUCAGACUCCAAUGAAGUCAAAGAAGCGUUUUCGACUCUUUAGGUGGCAGCGUCAGAGAAAACGCAGGCAACUGAAUUUUCAAGAGACCAAUCUUUUGAACCCCUUCACAACAGUUUGUUCCAACAAAGAUAGCCUAUCAGGCAGGCUUCAGUGCUGCUUUGAUGCAAGCUUAAGUCAUUACUAUGAAAAGACUCCAUGGCAAUGCUGUUGCUGUUUGUUCCUGCAUGCUCCACGCAAAAUUAACAAGGGGGCUCAAAUUAACAGGCAGAUGAUUUUUUAUAGUUGGGAACGUUCUUUGUCAGUUUUUCCAAGAAAACACAAACUGUAUUCUUUGAAGCCCAAUUUUUCUGGGGCAGAUUUUCUUAUCAGGGAUAUCUUUGGCUUGUCUGAUGUGACUGCUCAGGCAAUGCCAUGUUUCCACUACAGGGGCUGUUGUAGCGCUGGGUCAUUGUGCCUGUAUCAUUCUUUUCUCAAGUUAUUUAAGAUUCUUAUACGCAAGUCUCAGUAUUGCCAACAUUCAAGGUUAUUGGAUAAGCAUUGUGCUGUUCGAGCGUUGGAUCAAAAUGCUGACUCCAAAUCUGAGGGCAGUGAAUGUUUGAGGGUUCAGGAAAAAAUUCUGCAACUGCAGCAAUAUGUCCGUUUUAAUAGUAAGAGUUGCAGGAAAACUGUCAAGGCCCUUUGUCAUCAGUCUGAGUCCAAUAGAUAUUAUUGCUUGAAAAGUGAGGUGGUGUCGUUUAUAUGGGCUGUUUGUAGAAGUAUAGUUCCUGAAGAUUUGCUCGGAACUGCUUCUAAUUGGAGAAAUUUGAGGAGAAAUAUUUCGAAAUUUGUUCAUUUACGAAGAUAUGAGAAGUUCUCUCUGAAGCAAUGCCUGCAUAAACUGAAAGCAUCAAGAUUUCUGGUGCUAUCAAGUAAACAUUCUUCAAGCUGCAUGAUUAGUCAUAUUCAAAAGUAUACAAGGGGACAUCUGCAUGAGCAUAAGCCAUGCUGCAAAUUGAAUGAGUGCCCAAGAAUUACAAAACAUGAACUUUUGGAAAGGUGGAUUUAUUGGUUCUUUUCUUAUUUAGUGGUUCCAUUAGUGCAAGCCAACUUCUAUGUUACAGAAAGUGAGCAUGGGGAAAAAGAUGUCUUUUAUUAUCCGAAGUCAGUUUGGGAGAAUCUGACAAACCAUGCUCUCACAAGCUUGACAAAUAAGAGGUAUAGUGUCUUGGAUGCUGCAUCUGUUAGAAGGAUUAUAAGCAACAGAUCAUUUGGUUUUUCAGCGCUCAGACUCCGUCCAAAAGAAAAUGGAGUAAGGGCACUUGCAAAUCUUCAAGCACCAUCAAAAGUACCAGUGAUGACUGUGAAAGAUCGGUGUAGUGAAAUGCAUAAAAAAUCACAAUGCCAUACAAAAAUAGUUAAAUCUUAUCGUUCGAAGUCUGUGAAUUUUGUUCUUCAUGAUUUGCAUGUUGUUUUAAAAGGUUUACGGAUGAAAGCACCAGAGAAGCUUGGUUCUUCAGUAUUUGAUUAUAAUGAUGUCUACAGAAAGCUAUGUCCAUUUGUAAUUGGCCUGAAGAAGAGAUCAUCAAGAUUGCCUGAUGUAUUCAUUGUUGUUUCUGAUGUGCAGAAAGCGUUUGAUUCCAUUGAUCAGGAUUUUCUGCUUAGCAUAAUGAAUGAUGUCAUUCAGAAAGAUGAUUAUCUUCUGAAGCAGUCUCAGCAAGUUGUCUGCACAAAGAAAUCUUUGUCGGUUUAUAAGAACCAAAUAUUAGCAGAUCAAAGCUUCAGCCUUGGCUGUAAAAAUGUCUCAUCUGCGCCUUCUCAUUCGUUGCAUUGUGUCCUUACUGAUCAGGGACGAAGCUGGAAUGUAAGGAAGGAAAAACUUCUUUUUACUCUGAAGGAGCAUGUGAAGUGCAAUGUUUUGCAAUUAGAUAAAAACUUCUACCUACAAAAUGUUGGUAUUCCUCAAGGAAGUGUUUUAUCUUCUCUACUUUGUUCAUUUUACUAUGGACAUCUGGAAAAGAAUGUUGUAUUUCCAUUUCUUGAGAAAACUCGAGAACCUGCUAUGGAAGAGUUAUAUGGAGAUUAUAGUCAUCAUGAUGCUUCUGCAUCUAAGUAUAUGUUACUCAGGUUUAUUGAUGACUUCCUUUUCAUAUCAACCUCAAAGAAGCAGGCUGCCAGCUUCUUCUGCAGGAUGCAGAGAGGAUUCCGAGAAUACAACUGUUGCAUGAAUGAGAAAAAGUUCUCUCUGAACUUUGAUAUUGAUCACUUGCCACAAUGUCCAUCGAAUAGGUUUUAUGCCAUGGAAAAUGGUGUGGCAUUUCUUCGAUGGAGUGGUCUGCUUAUUAAUUGUUGUACUUUAGAAGUUCAAGCGGACUACACAAGGUAUCUUGAUAACCAUUUAAGUACAACUCUAACUGUUCGCUGGCAUGGAAAACCUGUUGAUUGUUUGAGGGAAAGGAUGUUUGAUGUUAUGCGGCCUAAAUGCCAUCCCAUAUUCUAUGAUUCAAAUAUCAAUUCAGCAGCUGUUGUCAGACUAAAUGUAUAUCAAGCUUUCUUGUUAUGCGCAAUGAAAUUCCAUAGCUAUGUCUGCAACUUGUCAAAAUUUUGUAGUGUUCACACAAGAUCUUAUUUGGAUAUUAUAUCCAGAUCUUUGAGGUAUAUGCACAAGCACAUAAAGAAAAGAGUGUUUGCUGUGGAUCAUGGUUCUAGUUUUCGCCCAAUACUUCAAUUGGAAAAGGGGGAAGUUGAGUGGCUUGGAUUAAAUGCUUAUAUCUCUGUCCUUAAGAGAAAACAGUCGCGGCAUAAAAAAUUGCUUUCUUUAUUGAGGUAUAAGUUAUCGGUUUAUAACAAAGCAGGGAGUUUGUCAUCUCCUCUGAAGUAUGCUGUUGAUGAUUCACAUUCAUCCUUAAUUUGGAGAAUCAAGUAUUAGAGCUAAAGAGGUGUGUGAACAUUGCGAAGUAUGCUGAAUGAUUUUAUUUAUUUUUGUUGCCUCAUCAAUAUUUGUUAUUCAACCUCCCACAGAUUUUUAAUUCAAGUUUCAUUGUGCAGUAGAAAGCUUUUAUUUGUU
Messenger RNA from Malania oleifera, 4245 nucleotides. RefSeq names its product telomerase reverse transcriptase. Gene Ontology annotation, cellular component: telomerase catalytic core complex. The transcript is spliced from 12 exons. Lineage: Eukaryota; Viridiplantae; Streptophyta; Magnoliopsida; Santalales; Ximeniaceae. The coding region runs from base 364 to 4107 and encodes 1247 amino acids. Gene Ontology annotation, molecular function: telomeric repeat DNA binding; telomerase RNA binding. Gene Ontology annotation, biological process: telomere maintenance via telomerase. The record is from RefSeq and is a predicted model, not a curated record.